GGUCAGGAUAGGGUCACCCUCAACCAACCUCAUCAGUCUCGUUAUCAGUGUCGCUCAUCGGGCACGACAGACGACGCCAGUGCCAGCGGAUGUGAUAUCGUAAUAGGAUGUGUGACGUACAACAGGGAGAAGGUUUGUCGCGAUCUACCGAAACCGAGGUUUAGUCUUGUUUUACUCGUUGCUGUAACAGCUACCCGUCGACGCUGGACAAUCAUGGAGUCAGUUUUGAAGGUCGCGAUCGUGGUGGUUGUUCUUCUCGCGGCAUCCUGCGAAGCGUCGUCUGCACACCGCUGUCUCGCCGGUUCGGAACCGUUCGUCUGCAUCCUUCCGAAGUUCGAUUACGAGGCGGGAGAAGCUAUUCCGCUGUUUGAACUUCCACCGGACGCGAAAUCCGUACGGUUUGUCGAGCCGUUCUAUAAUGUGCACGAUAGUCAAAACAUUAUCCACACGUACGAUCGCGUACUGCACCGACAGCUAAACUCACCGCAAGCCGUCGAACUGACCGGUAGCUACACGCUGGUUGUGGAGAUCCCAGAAAACCUGGAGUAUGGAGAUUUCUCCGACAACUCCCUCGAUCGCUUGCACGUGCCCGUGAAUCAAUCGUACGCCUUGCGCUAUCUGGAUGUGAACAGCAACUAUCGGCUCAAGAUCCAGAACAUUAGCCGGCUCGUCAAUCUGGAAACGUUGCAUCUGUCCACCUGCAACAUCGAUGCACUGCCGGCCAAUAUGUUCGAAAAUCUGAACCGGCUAGCGCAUCUGACGCUCGCCGCCAACAGCAUACACACGGUUGACCUGGACUGGUUUCCGAUGAGCCUCAGGCUGCUAAGGUUGGAUCAUAACUUAUUGUCCGAGUUUCACUUUUCCGGAACGACGCGGCUCCCGCUGCUGGAAGAUCUCAACAUCGAGUACAACGAUCUGACCGAGCUGAACAUUCGUGCGCUCGUGGAAACGGCGCCAAAGCUGCGACUCUUCUCGAUCGGUCGAAAUCCACUGAAGCUAGCCGUCCUGCGCGGUAUCGUAGAUGAGCUGAACCAGCGGAACAUUGCGUACUACAACAUGGAGGAAACGCGGGACCGAGAUUGUACCGACGGUGAACGUUACUUCCGUGGCGCUUGCGUACCGGCAUCCGUGUUCUCGCUGAGCUGGGUCGAGUGGGCCCAAAUAGUGCUGUUCGUUUGUUUGUUGGUGACGUUGGUGGUUGGUAUUGCGUUUGGGACAGUUUACUUGCGGAAGCGGUUCUACGCUAGUUAAAGUGCGCUUGAAGGUUGUUGUGAGCAGUGGAAUUACUUUUGGGUCGAGGGUCAGAUUUCAUACAAUAUACUAACUUCAAGGAACGGUUCUUUCU
Messenger RNA from Anopheles stephensi (Asian malaria mosquito), 1345 nucleotides. Its product is annotated as chondroadherin-like. NCBI's taxonomy places the organism in Eukaryota, Metazoa, Arthropoda, Insecta, Diptera, Culicidae. The record is from RefSeq and is a predicted model, not a curated record. The coding region runs from base 214 to 1251 and encodes 345 amino acids. The transcript has 2 exons. Gene Ontology annotation, cellular component: extracellular matrix. Gene Ontology annotation, molecular function: protein binding.